UACGGUAGGUCGUCAAUGGUAGGCCCAUGGUUUGUGGGAAGACCCAAUGAUAAAGGGAAAGCCGCUCCUUUAUAGCGGUUAUGUUAUGUUUUGUUAAUUUGUUAGUUGAUUUGAUGGUCUGUGAGUUGAUUAGUUCAGCGUCGAGAAAAAACAACUGGUACUGAACUGUAAAAUACCAGUAACUAUUAGUGAACUACCAUAAUUUGAAAAUGUCACAAUCAAAUAUUGAACAUGUAAAUUUGGCUGAUGAUAUCUCAACGUCCAUGGAGGAAAUUGCAAUCACAACAGCAAAUCCAAAUCCAACAAGCAAUGAACCAUCAGCUCUCGAUGAUGACCGCCUGCCAAGUUACAAUGUACCCGAGAAGAUUAUAAUUGUCUUAGAUCGUGGAUACGAUGAAAAUUGCACCAACUUUGAACUAACAUCAAAGAAAACCUACUCCCCUUUGUUCAUGUUGCAACACGCAUUGAAAAUAUUUUUGCAUAACAAAUCUCAAAUAAAUCCGGAACAUCAAUUUGCAAUUAUUCAAUUGGAUGAAUACUCGGCAACGUGGGUGCACGAUUUUACAAAUUCGAUACAAGAUAUAUUGGCAUCUGUACGAAGUAUCACUGAUAUCCCAUGCGAAACAGAAGAUAUAUUUGAUUUAAAUAAAGUGUUUGACAUACUAAUCGAUAAACUUGACCUUAGUUUUUCAUUGAAGAAUCCACCAAGUUGUGUUGUGCACAUAGUUCUAUUAUACGGUCGGUCUUAUUCUGUACCAAAACUAACGAAAACGGCUGAGGUAGAAAGACUUCUUAAUUCGUCAUACUGCACUGUUGACGUUGUAAUGACUCAUGAACCCCCCGAUUCUAGUAACAACUGCGAACAAAUUUUCAAAUGUCUUCAGUCGAUUGAUAUGAAAGGUUCCUCGUACGCGUUUUCAGUAUCUCGCAAUGCAUCAGACCUUCAUUGUGCUAUGGCGAAGAUUUUAUCACAUCCACUACAACGACCUCAUAAUGCAAAUGCGAGUGCAAAUACUAAUUAUAAUUUAAAUGUAAUAGAAACAAACUAAAUAACUUUGUGACAAUUCUUUGUUAUAUUAAUCAUACUAAUAAUAAAUUACCACCUAUUCUAUA
Messenger RNA from Photinus pyralis (common eastern firefly), 1113 nucleotides. Its product is annotated as BRISC and BRCA1-A complex member 1-like. Gene Ontology annotation, cellular component: BRCA1-A complex; nuclear body; BRISC complex. The record is from RefSeq and is a predicted model, not a curated record. Lineage: Eukaryota; Metazoa; Arthropoda; Insecta; Coleoptera; Lampyridae. Bases 210 to 1049 code for a protein of 279 amino acids. Gene Ontology annotation, biological process: double-strand break repair; mitotic G2 DNA damage checkpoint signaling; positive regulation of DNA repair. The transcript has a single exon.